Molecule: messenger RNA, 867 nt
Organism: Enterobius vermicularis (human pinworm)
Lineage: Eukaryota; Metazoa; Nematoda; Chromadorea; Rhabditida; Oxyuridae
Source: the annotation of a GenBank genome assembly
AUGUUAAUCUUUCUGUUUAUUGUCUUAGCUUCAGCACAACGGUUCGAUGAACUCAGGCAGGUUGAUGUAAGACCGAUUGGUGCAAACUACAGAACAGAGUUUAGGCCAGCUGAAAGCCGCUAUUAUUCCGAUAGAUUCUACGACGGUGUUCAACAACGUUAUGAACCAGAAUACGCCAGACGUGUGAUUACUAACCCAGGACGGGUUGUUGUAUCUCGGCCUUCAGUCGUUGUAUCCCGACCAUCAGUAGUUGUUACGCCCCCAAAGGCUUUAGUUUCACAACCAACAGUUUUUGUGCCACCUCACAGGAGAAUGCAAAUUAUUGAGAAGCACGAACCCAGGUAUCGUGUAGAAACGAAAGUUGCAGCUCCCGUAUACAUCUUACCAAAGCAUGGACCAGUCUACUCAAGCAGCCCACGUUUGAUGCCAGGAAGACCUCAGGUGAUAGUGAAACCGCCAAAUGUAGUGGUCAGGCCAACCCCAGUUUCUGUUAAACCAGCUCCAGUUAUUUUAAGACCGCCGCCAGUAUUUGUAAGGCCACCACCAGUUGUUGUGAAACCCACACCUGUCUUAGUGAGGCCUCCACCAGUGCUUGUUAGACCAGGCCCUACCUAUGUUAACCCACCACCAGUUCACGUUAGGUCAGAGCCAGUGUAUGUGAAGCAAGCUCCAGUUGUUGUAAGGCCAGAACCUACAUUCGUAAGACCUCCACCAGUCGUUGUAAGAUCGGAACCGGUAUAUGUCAAACCUGCACCAGUUUACGUUCGACCUGGACCAGUAGCUGUAAAUUACAAUAGACCAGUGGCUGCAUAUCCACGUGAAGAAUUUUUGGUAGAACCUCGUCGUGUUGUUGAGAGAGUUUAUUAA